AAGAAGCAAAGGAUCCAAAAUAUGUUUUAAACAUUCUGAAUGAUCAAGAUGGCAUAUUUCUCUCAAUCAGAAAAGGAGAAAUUAUGAAGGGACUAUGGCAAACUCCUGGUGGAAUAGUAGACAAGGGAGAAAUCCCAAUGAAAGCAGCAAUUAGGGAAACUGAAGAAGAAACAGGAUUAAUUUUCAAAAGAAAAAGAUCUCGAAUAUUUAUUCAAUGA
Messenger RNA from Funneliformis geosporum, 218 nucleotides. The record is from the annotation of a GenBank genome assembly. NCBI's taxonomy places the organism in Eukaryota, Fungi, Glomeromycota, Glomeromycetes, Glomerales, Glomeraceae.